UGAUCCUGUCUGAUGACGUGAUCCUGAUACGACCUUCUUGCAAGUAAUAUCCUCCACAGCAGUCGCGAAAUGUACAUUAUCUUUUCAAAACUUGAAAAGCAGUCUAAUGGUGGAAGUGAAACAACUUUGUAAAAAACAAUUUUAUUCUAUUAUUUGUAGGAAGAAUAAAACAAAAUAACCAAAAAAAAAUGCUGCUCAAAGGGGGGGUUGCAACCCCAUCAACCCCUCCCCUGGAUCCGCCUCUGAAUAAGAGCAUUCAACAUCCAGCUAUUCCCCAACCCUCUAGACAUUCCAUGUUAGCUUACAUACACUAGAUAGACAAAUUCUAUUAUUCUUGCUGACCAAAAGAAUCUGGGGCUCCAUUCCCGGCUUUAACCGGGAAACAGUGUCGCAAAAAGUGCCUUCCCUUUGUCUCUUACUUUUGUCUAGAUCUGGAAACGUUGCAUAGCCAAGGAGAAGAUUUUAUUUCCUGGCAACAUGGGUCAACUUUGUACCUCGCUAUGUCUUUGCUUGGCAGUGCAGGAAUCAAACGCUAUGGGACAGUGAACUUGGAGCAUAAUGCGGCGGGAUGCAGAUAGCGCUGUGGAGGACGCUUGUACUCUUAGCAACGACAGCAAUCAUCUAAACUUGGAUGUACAAGGACACUGAAGGGAAAUGGUACGAAUCAAUAAUGAACCCUGAUCAGCUGUUUAAAUCAAGCAGGAAUAAUGCACUGGACAGUAGGUUCUCGGCGUCAAUACCCACCAAAGUGCAUCACUUGUAUUCCUCUUCUAAGGCGCCAUUUGUCAACAACGGCGUCGAUCUUUUAAGUCUAACAGAUACAAACUUAGAGGAUGAAUUUGGCCAAUCCUAUAGUAGCAUAGGCCUAGAAGUGAGGACUCUGAGGAAGGCUCUCAAUUUACCAGUAGAUACCUUACCAAAGACUUGUGGUCUGACAUCAAACCAUUGGCCAAAUGAGCAUGCAAGCAGGACAAGCCAGAUGUUCCUUACUGAUAGUGGGUACUCAUCAAAAACGAAUCCUCAAAGUGAUGAGGCAGUGCAAAGUGUUACAGCAUCAAGAAAUGGUAAUGCUGCCAAUUAUUCAGCUGCCUUGGGAUUAGAAAGUCCUUUUGAUGUAAAAUCUAGCCCUGUGAGUAUGGAGUUAAACUCCAAGGAACAUCACCAGAAUUCUUCAAAGAUGUAUGAAAGGAGUCUAAAAAGUUCCCUUGAUGAGAGUGAAACUAAACGAAUGUUGCUGUUGGAAAAACUCAGAGAAGCUCACCUGGCAAUACAGAACCAAGCAGAAAAACUGGCAGCAACUGAGAGUGAGAUCUGCUUCUUGCGGGGACAGCUGAAGAGCAUGGGUAUAGAACUGGAGGGACUGCAGCAAGAGCUCGAUAGUUUGACAAUGGAAAAGAAGCGCCUUGAAGUUUUUAAAUCAGAAAAUUUAAAGAAUCGUGAAGCAAUCCUAAUAAGGGUGGAUGAUUUGGAUAAGGAGUUAAAAGUUCUAACUGCAACACACAAUGCCUUGAAACUUGAGGCAUCAAAGAAGGGAGCUACAUUAGAGGAAACAACGUUUUAUCUGACUACUCUUAAACAGGACAAUGACAAACUUCAGGAGGUUAACAAUGGUCUUGAGAAAGAGUUAUCUUCUCUAAGGGACAUUGUAUACCAACAUAGCAAGUCCAAUACGAAGACAGAGUUACUAAAUAAGGACUAUAAGAAAAUUCUUCAAGAAAAUGCAGUUAUUAAACAUCAGUUGUCAGAAGGUGUUAAAGCCACUGAAGAGUUAAAGAGGAAACAGGAUGAAAUGGGUCAAGAAAUUAUACAACUGAGAAUGGAGCGAGACAUCCAGUAUGGGAAAGUGAGUGUUCUGGAAGAGGAAAUCCUUCAUCGACAGCGGAACUACAACAACCUUGUAAACGAACAGGAAAGGUUACUGAAAGAAAAAGCAGAGCAGGACCAUAGGCUACAAAGGGAAAUUCAGGAUAGACUUUGCCUGAAAAUGGUUAACGAUCUCCUUAGAGAAGAGUCAUCAAAUGUUAAGGAAGCAUUUCAGAAGCUUGAAGAGUUCACUAAUUCUGUGGAGCAAAGAUCAAAAGAUAUGAGCCUGGAACUGGAUCAGUGUAGACCUGAAAACCCAACAGGCAACAUUGAAGAGGUGGUAAAUGAGAAAAGUCAGAAUGGAAGGCUUCUGUUGAAGAUUGAAAGUGCUGAAAGCCAUUGUGAAAACUUAAGAAGCCAAGUUGCAUCUCUCCAAGAAACCAACAGAAUAUUGAACAAGGAAACAGAAGAAAAAGAGAAACAACUACAGUUGAUGAAGAUGCGAGAAGAGACGUUAACUAAACUGCAAGUGUCCAAGUGUAAAGAGCUAAAAACAGAAAAUGAAACCUUGAAACACAGUUUAACCAUGAUCAGUAAAAAGAAUGAGGAACUUCAGAAACAGCUGGAGCAUCAAAAAGAAGAAAUGGAGCUGCUUAAGAAUCAGUUGAAAGAUUUAUCAGCUUCAGCUGCUGAAAGUAACGGUGAUCAAAGUGCUAGCAUUCAUUUCUUGCAAGAGGAGGUGGACAAAAUUAAGGAAACUGUAACAAGGUUAGAAUCUGAGAAAACUGUACUGAUAUCUGAACUGAACAAGCUGUGCAAAGAAAAGGAAGUGUGGGCUAUCCAACGGAGUGAACUGGAAAUGACACAAGCAGAGCUCAGUUCAGAAAACACUCAACUUAGAAGUGAAUUAAACAGCAAGCUUGCUGUGAAAAAUACAGAAAAUCAGAGCAUAGCCAGUGUCAAAAAGAAACUGGAACUAGAGAAAGAAGAGGCAGUAAAGAAGGUCAAGGACGAAAUGAAGGAACCUUUUGAUGAAGUUUGUCUUGAACUGAAGACUGUCAAGUCAGAACUCAGUAAAGUAUGGGACAUGCUUGAAAUCAAGGAGAAAGAGCUUGAGGAGCAGUCACAGGAGUUACAGCAUGAACGUGAACAGUCACAGACAUGGGCUGAGGAGUUAAUGAAGUUACGCAAAGAUUAUGCCGACCUCACUGCAAACACAUCUAGCAGAAGCCAAAUGAUUUCCACUCUUAGAGAUGAGUUAACACAGAGGUGCGACGAGAUCAUUGAGCUUGAAGCUGCACUUUCCUCUUUAAACCAGCAGAAAUGUAACUCCCUGAAGACAUCAACAGUCAAGAACAAAACCCACGAGCUAAAAAGAAGGAGCUCUGAUGGCGAUAUUAACAAGAUUCGCGAGUAUCCAGGAAAUUCCCACUCAAAGUGUAGUGAGGUCAGCAAGCUGACGGCUAGAAAUGCUCAUCUUAGUAGAAGAGUGGAUGAGUUAACAGUCGAGAGGGACUCGGCUCUACAAGACUCCCAAGACCUACUGAGUGGAAUGCAGCAACUGAGGGAGGCCUUUGAAGAAGAGAUUGAGAGAGAGCUGGAAAGGGAAAGAACCAAGUUUGAAAAGGAAAACCAUUUGUUACAAGCGCAGAGUGGAGAUGGUCAACAAUUGUCUGGAGCAAAGCCCAAACUCGAAAUGGAAGUCACCCGAUUAACAGCUCAGAAGGUUGCACUUGAAGUUAAAAGUAAAAAUCUGGAAUGUGAACGAGAUGAACUUCGUAACCAGGUGGAAGAGCUGUGUAGAAUGAGGACAGCAGCUGAAGAAAAAGCUGUACAGGUUGAUUCGGCUUUGAGUCCAAGGAGAAGAGAAAACAAAACGUCUUUGCGAAUGAGGAGCAAGAGUGUUGGUAUGAUGUCACCUUCUAUCCAAGAGAUGCCCAAUAGAUUGUUUCAACGUGUCUAAGGAGAGGUCAAGUGAAUGUUACCAUUGGCAUGCGCAAUUCUAAAUCUCCGCUAAGAACUAAGUUCACUGACAGAUGCGCAGCUGAAAACAUGACUGGAAGGCUGUCAGCAUCAACACCGAGACAUUAGAGAGUCCAGUAAGCCGCCUGAGCUGAUAAAUACGGUAAAUACUGGUUAGGAUCAACCCUCAAACACCUAGCAGCUGAUAUUUUCCUUAUAUUUGCUUCUUGUUUUUGACAUUUCUCUCGAUUUUAGAUCUAAGAAUUUUGUUGAGGCAAUAUUACCAAUUCUUUUCUUCAUUCCCUUAGCUUUGCUGCUCACCGUUUUUUUGAUAUCUUCUAGAGAAACAUGAUGUCCCAGUUAUUCGGUUCAGAAGCAAAGGAUAAUUCAAAACCAGAGGGGUGACUGACCAGUUGUAUACAGCGAUCUUCGACAUCUUAACUUUCGCAAACCAGCUAUGUCGCUUAAAAUACGUUAUCAGAAUUCUUAAGAUUCCCCGUGUGAUGAACUGUUUCCUUUACCUUAACCCUUGAGCCUGAUGUUGCAAAUUCGUAUAGUAAUUUGAAACUCGCUGAUACAUUGACCAAUGCGCUUCUAAUGUUGCAGUUCAAUGAUUAAGGAAGUAGAACCAAAGAACUUUUACGGGUACUUAAACCGCAUUGUUUUCGUAAAUAGUGUUCGUAAUAUACUUGACUGGUAAAGUUAAUUCUAUGAAUCUAUAUAUUAAAGUGCACCUAACCUCCAAUUUUUUUUCCGCUAAAACAAACCUACUUGUAAUUUGAAAUACUCCUGUGAGUUUUGAAUUCGAUUAAAUCCUCGAUUUUUUGUGCUCCGACGAAAUCUCAAAAUCAUGGAGGCAAGGUGCACUUAGCUUUACUGCAAAUUACCGACGAUAGCCGACAUUUUAUGCUACUCCAAGCUGGGUCACAACCUUGUUUAAGCCUUCCUUCUUAGUUCUUAUUACAGAAAUUUAAACCUUCUAGGAAAGUAUGGGAAAU
Molecule: messenger RNA, 4763 nt
Organism: Orbicella faveolata
Lineage: Eukaryota; Metazoa; Cnidaria; Anthozoa; Scleractinia; Merulinidae
Source: RefSeq, a predicted model, not a curated record